AUUGAAUUUAUAACCAGAAAACUUAACCAACUUCCAGAAGUUGAAAAGAAUCUACUUGAACAUGGAUCAACACACAUUGGGCUUAAAGCUGCUCUUUGUGGCCUAAUAUCAAACAGUCUUUUUCAACGCAUCUUAAAUGUGACACAGGCUCGGAUAGCAGCUGGUUUACCAAUGGCAGUUAUUCCAUUUAUUACAGCACAUUUAGCUUACAAAGCUUUUGUAAGCUUACCUUUGAGUACAGAUAAUCAAGGCUUCAAAAGCUGUUUGAAUGUGGAUGUGGUGACAUGA
Elephantulus edwardii (Cape elephant shrew) is the source of this 288-nucleotide messenger RNA. RefSeq names its product transmembrane protein 126A-like. The annotation marks the transcript as partial. NCBI's taxonomy places the organism in Eukaryota, Metazoa, Chordata, Mammalia, Macroscelidea, Macroscelididae. The record is from RefSeq and is a predicted model, not a curated record. Gene Ontology annotation, biological process: mitochondrial respiratory chain complex I assembly. Gene Ontology annotation, cellular component: mitochondrion. The transcript is spliced from 2 exons.